CUUCCCCAGCUCCGACCCCAUUCGCUACGACAAACCCCGAAAGAAACAAAUCCCUAACUAUCUUCUCCUUCCCCUUCCCAACUUUCCCCUCUUCAAGAUUUGUGCUUUGAAGAAACUUCCUGUAGUCGAUCAGCAGUAGCAGCCACCGUACCGUACAACGGCGGAGCAAAGAAAGGAAGCAGAAAAAUGGCGUAACGUCGACCACGCGUUCUCGAUUACCGACGACGAUCUAAUGAUGGACAGAUCGUACACCAACACCAACCGUCCUCCCAUCAGGGAGAUCGGACUCGCCGUCUCCCUCCUCGUCUUGGCGUCAUCGGUAUCGUCGUCGGCUUCUUCAUGACCUCCAACAGAGUCGGCGGCGACAGAGCUCAUGGUGGUUUGGAUUUCUACCGCUCGGGUUUUAAUUAUGGUCGUCGAAGUGCUGGGGAUUGGUGUUAGUCUGGGAGUGGAGCAGCCGAUGAUGGUGGAUUGGGAGGAGGUCGCAGCGGCGGCGGCGGUCAAGAGAGAGGAUGUGGUGAGGGCAGUGCAGAGAGUGGUGGGCGGCGACGAGGAGUGUGAAGCGAUGAGGAAGAGAGCGACGGAGCUCGCCGGGAUGGCUCCACAAGCGGUGGAGAGCGGAGGAUCUUCUUAUGAGAAUGUUACGAAUGAUGGCGGUGCUCUAUGGGGAGUUGAGAGACGGGGAGGAGCAAGCUCGGAGGCGGCCUUGUAG
This is a messenger RNA of Linum tenue, 712 nucleotides long. The record is from the annotation of a GenBank genome assembly. Lineage: Eukaryota; Viridiplantae; Streptophyta; Magnoliopsida; Malpighiales; Linaceae.